GGCGUAGACCUUCUAGUUCACGUGGCCCCAAAGAAAAAAGUCACAAGGUGUUAAAUCACAAGAUCUCGGUGGCCAAUUGUGAUCACCUCUUCGAGAGAUAAUACGGUCCGGAAACUUUUCCCGUAAAAGAUCAAUGGUUUUGUUGCUUGUGUGGUAGAUAGCGCCGUCUUGUUGGAAAUAAACGUUGUCCAGAUCAAUACCAUCCAAUUCCGGCCAUAAAAAAUCGUUAAUCAUCUCUAGAUAGCGAUAGAUAACAACUGUUAUUGGAAAACCCUUUACCACCUCAAGUAUAAUUUUUUAGCGUUUUAUCAACUGUUUUUUAUUACUUAGAAGAAAUACUUCGUUAACUGAAUACUCUCCAUCUAGGCAAAUCAAAAGAAACUCUCACCUGCAACUGAUAACACCAAGGUGAUGGAGAACUCAGUCUCUGACUAAAGAGUUACACAUUUCAGUGCCUCGUCGAAUUUAGAUCGUUAAGGUGCUCAAGAAAUCAAGCGGGACUGAAAUUAAAUUACUGUCGCCAGCAGUAUAUCGCGGGGUAGUGUUCAGUGUCACUUUCAGUGUUUUGACAAGCAGAGAACCAUAUAUCAAGAGUUCGAACUGCUUAUUAGCAUGAUAAGCAAUUUAUGAUACAACUUAUUGAGCUAUUGAUAUUGACGAUCGUGCCUCAGCUGGCACAUAUGCACAUAUGGAUGUCGGGCAGUAUUCAUAAUUCACAUGGAAUUAAAUGUUCAACUUUUAAGUAAUUACAAUCAAUACAAAUUGAAUAAAAUAAAUUUUUUUUUGCAUCCGGUUGGCAAAUUCAGUGUACUUGUUGAUUUGCGAUCAAUUGAUUGCUUUAAAAACCAUUGUAUAAAGACCUAUAAAAACCGGUAAUGAGGGCAAUGGAGUGAUGUAUGUGUAUGUGUAAAUGUCAAAACACUGAUGCUAAAUAACUAAGUACACAAGGCAGAUAAUAUGAAUUCGUUUUUAGAAUCCUCAACCGAGGCUAAUCGGGCUCAGGAUGAAGGCCAUGAAACAAAUUUGGUGGACCAAAAGAAAUGGGAGCUGGGCUACCUGAAGAAAAAAUGCCGCAAUCUGGAAUUGGAACAAUACUAUAUAUCCUACAUGAACCGUCUGCGCUUAAGCCAUCUGGGAAUUUUCAUAUUUAUUCUAAUACUUACCGCAAUGGUGCAUUCAUUGUUGCUUAUAAUAUCGUUUCCUACAACUGAUCAACGAGAUAUUUACUUAGAUGUAGGAAUUUACAUGGGCUGCACAAUAGUUAUCCUUUUUGUGUUGCUAAUCAAUUUUCGUUUUGCCGCCAAUAAACGAUAUGAUUGGCUGGCGUUCACAACAGUUUGUUUGGCAGUUUCUGCGCUUGUAGUGAUGGAUAUAUCUAUACCCAUCUAUCGCGCCGUCAAAGACUAUAACAUUACCGUACCGACGUACUACAGUUUCAUUAUAUAUACCAUCUACAUAUUUAUGCCAAUCGCCGAAGAUUUACAUGCUUUUAUUUUAGGUGUGACUGUAUCAAUAUCCUACAUUAUACUUUUUACGUUCGUGAUAUAUCGUCGUCGGAUUGAUGGUUUGAAAGAAACUGAUUUGCCAAAAAUCAUAUCGGAAGGCAUUUUCUUGGCCUGUGUCAAUAUGUUUGGUCUGUUCUUUCGUCUGACACGUGAAGUGACUAUUCGUACGACAUUUAUCGACAAGCGGCAAUGUGUUGAAGAGACUUUAGUGUUACGAGCGGCUAGAGAUCAAGAGAAAAGUCUACUUUUGAGUAUUAUACCAGCACAAAUUGCUAAUAAAAUUGAAGAGGACGUGAAAAUACGUAUCGAACAUAUGAAAGAAAAUAAAAACCAUAGACGAUCAGCAAACGAUGAUGUGGGUUCUACGCCAACUCCAUUAUGGCGACAGCUGGAUACCGAAAAGCUCUUUAUUGAGCCACACAAUGAUGUCUCAAUCUUAUAUGCGGAUGUUGUCAACUACACUUAUCUGACUACGACGUUGGAUGUAAAAACUUUAGUGGAGACUUUACAUGAUUUAUUUGUCAAAUUCGACACAGCAUCACAGGAGUAUGAUGUUUUGCGUAUUAAAUUUUUGGGCGAUUGCUAUUACUGCGUGGCCGGCGUUCCCAUCCCCAACGAGUACCAUGCCAGAUCGUGCACUUACCUUGGUUUACGUAUGAUCAAAGAUAUACGCGAUGUAAGGAUGAAACGAAAGCUGGAUAUUGAUAUGCGUAUUGGCGUACACUCAGGAAAUAUUUUAUCUGGCGUCAUUGGUGCAAAUAAGUGGCAGUUUGAUAUUUGGUCGAAAGAUGUUGACAUAGCCAAUCGCUUGGAAUCUACAGGCGAGGCUGGCCGGGUGCAUGUUAGUGGGCAAACAUUGCAACAAUUGGAUGGUGAGCUGAUGUAUGAGGAGGGCACUGCGAAGGCACGUGAUGAUCCGGUGCUUCAAAAAUAUCAGAUUCGUACUUUUUUGAUAAAACCGCCAUCCUCAAAAUCAACGUCUUACAUAACGAUGAAACGUCCAACAGCAUCAAUGCGAAAACGUUUGGAACCGAAACAGGGAGCGGAAUCCAGAAGUGAUAUCUCAAUGAACUUUAUGCAAAAUAGCAUAAGUCAAUAUAAUCAAAUUCGUAAUCAAGCAACUUUAGAGAUGAGCCGAGAGGUUGACAAUAUGCCCAUUGGCAGGAUACAGGUUUCUAAAAUAUGCCUUGGCCAUGAUAAUCGUUUAACCCAAAACGAAAUGGAUGGACAAAAGUUUCGAAGUAAUAUUACGUCGAUAUUUUUAUUUUUCAAAGACUGGCGCUGGGAGAUUAUGUUCAUGAAGCAGCCAGACAUUAUGCUGAAAUACAGUGUGAUUGUUUCCUACAUAACGCUCUUGUGUACCAACCUAAUGCAGGCGGUCAAUUCAUCUCAAACGUUUAACUUUUGGGUGCUGGUUGGAGUUAGCAAUAUUAUAAUGUUAUUAUUCUUGGCAUUGGUGUGGUACAAGAAGCUGUGGAUUAUGUUCAUUAGCAAGACGGAGUCAUCGACACCAAAGCAAAAAGUCAGUGAAUGGUUCUAUAAACUUUCAGAUGGCAUUCAAAGCAGUGUCAUUGCGCGCAGCGCCAUGUAUUUAGUGAUACUUAUUCUGAACUCAAGUGGCAUUCUGUUGCAAAUGAUAGAUAGCAAUAACAGUAACGAGGGCAAUGCAGUUGAUAAUAUCAAAGAUGAAAUUUAUUCCUUCAAUGCUUGGGCCGUCACAGAAUCCUUCAUGCUGAGCAUAUGCAUAACCUUCCUAUUCACACGUAUUCCGUUUAUUCUCAAAUUGAGUGUUGGAGUUUUCACGCUAAUUUUUUAUACAGUCCUUGUAACACUUUCAUAUAGGUUCGUCUAUGGUCAGAGCCUUAAAACUAAUGAUCAUCUAUAUCCAGAAUGUUCGCAUAUAUUUGUGAUGUGCAUAACAUUGGGAAUAUUCCAGCUAAUGGAUAGGCAAUCGGAGUUCAUUGCAAAAGUUGAUUAUAACUGGAAACGUCAGUUAUUAAAAAAGCAGGACGAUGCUAAAGUUACGAACGAGACCAUUUCCAUUCUAAUCAACAAUAUUUUACCAUCGCACGUCGCUGAUAUUUAUAUGUCACGACAAAUGACGAGUGAACUCUACUAUGAAGUGUAUGAUAAUGUUGCCGUUAUGUUUGCAACAAUUCGAAAUUAUGACACAGAGCAAGUGGGCAUACGAGUUUUGAAUGAGAUUAUUUGCGACUUUGACGAAGUGUUGAGCACUUAUAGAGGCGCGAGAAAGAUAGAAAAAAUUAAAGUAGCCGGUUGGACAUAUAUGGCGGCUUGUGGUCUGGAUCCAAAGCGGUCAGAGCACCGCAAAACUCAAACAGCUUACCGCAGCUCCUCGCUGCUGCCCAAUGGACGGAGAAGUCACUAUUGUAGCAGACAGCUUGAUAUUGAGGAAGAGCCACAAGGCGAGGAAGGAUUGCCUACAACAAGUAGCCAAUGCGAUUUACAAUACACACGACUGCAAGAGUACGAGGGUCACAAUAAGAACAAUUCUAAAUCGGAGGAGUAUAAUGAUGUAGUAUUUGUCAUGCUAGAAUUCGCCUUGGAACUGAUGCGAACAAUGCGGUCUUUCAACAUCGAGAACUUGCAAUGCGAAAAUAAUGAUGCGGACACAGGUGCCUUGCGUAUUGGUAUCUCAAAUGGUCCUGUGAUGGCGGGUGUCGUGGGCUCCUAUAAGCCCCAUUAUGACAUCUGGGGAAAUGCCGUGAAUAUGGCUUCGCGUAUGGAUUCCACGGGUAAAGCAGGUGUCAUACAAGUCACUGAGAAUACUGCAAAAAUAUUAAAAUCUUACAAUGUGAAGUGUACUUAUCGAGGUUAUACAUUUGUAAAAGGGCGUGGUCACAUUCCUACGUAUUUUGUUAAUGUUGACGAGUCUUUAAAUUUCGUACGCAUUGAUGAAAAUAUAAAAUAAAUUGUUUAUUAGCAGUGCGCAAUCAACUUGCAUAUACACUAGGUAUCAUAAUUCUGCGCUCCACCUAUUUAUUCAAUUUAUUCAAUAUUAUCUGUCAAUAAAAUUCUAACGGUGAACUCAUUACAAAUUUAAAUUCA
Anastrepha ludens (Mexican fruit fly) is the source of this 4574-nucleotide messenger RNA. Its product is annotated as adenylyl cyclase X E-like. Gene Ontology annotation, molecular function: adenylate cyclase activity. The record is from RefSeq and is a predicted model, not a curated record. The transcript has 21 exons. NCBI's taxonomy places the organism in Eukaryota, Metazoa, Arthropoda, Insecta, Diptera, Tephritidae. Gene Ontology annotation, biological process: cAMP biosynthetic process; adenylate cyclase-activating G protein-coupled receptor signaling pathway; intracellular signal transduction. The coding region runs from base 958 to 4437 and encodes 1159 amino acids.